CGCAAGAACUUCUGGGUCCCAGCCUGUAGACAUCUUUGACUCUGGCUCCCUGAGUAGAUUGUUUCAUUCCUUCAGGUGACAUAGGCUGGUGGAUUCUGGAAGAGAUGUUUGCUGUUGCUUUCUUCAUGUUGUCUUUCAUGACUUGUCAGCCUGGGGUGACCACACAGGAGAGGGUGAACCGCAGAGUGAGCCGGGCUGCUGAGACUUCCACGCCCACAGCAGUUAACUGCCAGCUGAGCAGCUGGUCACAGUGGACAGACUGUUUUCCGUGCCAGGACAAAAAGUACCGAUACCGGAGCCUGCUGCAGCCAAACAAGUUUGGGGGAACCAUCUGCAGUGGUGAUGUCUGGGGUGAAAUGAGCUGUCAUGGAUCCACAGCUUGUGUAAAGCAAGCACAGUGUGGACAGGAUUUCCAGUGUAAAGAGACAGGCCGCUGCCUGAAACGCCACCUCGUGUGUAACGGAGACCAGGACUGCUCUGAUGGCUCAGACGAGGAGAACUGUGAUGAUGUCAGGGUCCCUGAAAAUGACUGCAGCCUGUACGACCCUAUUCCAGGAUCUGAGAGGGCAGCUUUUGGGUAUAAUAUCCUGACCCAGAAAGAAACUCAGAGUGUAUACGAUGCCACGUAUUACGGGGGCCAGUGUGAGAUGGUGUACAAUGGGGAGUGGAGGGAACUUCGAUACGACCCCGCCUGUGAGCGUCUGUACUAUGGCGAGGAUGAGAAGUACUUCCGAAAACCCUACAACUUCCUCAUGUACCGCUUUGAAGCCCUGGCAGACAGUAGUUUCUCCUCAGAGAUGUAUGGGGAUACAAAUGAACUUUUUAGUAAACUGAAAAAUGACCUGUUUGUGUCAGGUGGGUUGACCGUUGGUGUGGGCCUUGCAGGCAUCCCACUCACACUGGAUGUAGGUGGGUCUGGAUCGUACGCCUCUUCGUUCUUGAAGGAGUUAAGCAAGUACAAUGAGAAGAAAUACAGCUUCAUGAGAAUUUCCACAAAGGUACAGACUGCUCAUUUUAAGAUGAGGAGGGACAAUAUUGUGCUAGAUGAAGGAAUGAUGCUGUCGCUAAUGGAGCUUCCGGAGCAGUACAAUUACGGCAUGUAUGCCAAGUUCAUCAAUGACUAUGGCACCCAUUACAUAACAUCUGGAUCGAUGGGCGGCACUUAUGAGUAUUUCCUGGUGAUUGACAGAACAAAAAUGGAAUCAUCUAAUGUUACCUUUGAAGACAUCCAGACAUGCUUUGGAGCGUCUCUGGGCAUUUCUUACCUGUUUUCACAGAGCCUAGACAUUGGAGGAGGUUUAUCAGGACAACGGUGUAAAAAACAUGGAGGUGGUUUUUCUAAUCCCAACAAAAGUAGCUUUGCUGUGGAAGAUGUCAUUUCUCGGGUGCGAGGUGGCAGUCCUGGCUGGGGUUUUGGCUUAGCUCACAACUCGAGCACCAUUUCGUAUCGUUCCUGGGGGAGGUCACUGAAGUAUAGUCCUGCUGUUAUUGAUUUCGAGAUGAAGCCUGUCCAUGAGCUGCUGAGGCACACGACCCUGGGAGCCCUGGAGACCAAACGCCGGAACCUGCAACGGGCCUUGGAUCAGUACCUGAUGGAAUUUAACCCCUGCCGCUGUGGGCCCUGCUUCAACAAUGGGGUGCCCAUCCUCGUGGGCACCAGCUGCAAGUGUCAGUGUCCCGUGGGUCGCAAGGGCUAUGCCUGUGAGCAAAUGGCGGAAGAGAGAGCCAAGGCGGAGGGUCACUGGAGCUGCUGGAGCUCCUGGUCUGCUUGCAGAUCAGGCACUCAGGAAAGGAGGAGAGAGUGCAACAACCCCCCACCCAAGAAUGGAGGCACCCCGUGUCCAGGGCGGGCAGUGCAGACCCAGGCUUGCUGAAGACCUCUGGGCACAGGCUGGGACAUAUGCAACGGAUGCCACCACCUGUAAUACCAUGGGACAGUGACUUCUUGCAGCUGAGAGGAAAUGCCAAUCAAUGUGGAUUUCUUUGUCCUGCCAGCUCCCAAGCCUAAGACCAGGCUAUGACAUCUACAACCAACUGUUUUAUUCCCCACAAAAUUCAGCCAUCCACCAACCAGGUGUUGAGUGUUAACCAGAAUCUUGAUCCUGCUCACAGCACUUUGGGUCAUAAAAAAAAAAAAGAAAAAGAAAAAAAAAAGAGAAAUCUCAACCCAUGUCUUAGAGAAGGUUAGAGAUACAAAGCAGGCAGAUGCUCUGGAAACAAUCAAUGGCCAAUAAGAUGAAGUAUGAUGAGAAUUAUCUUGGUUCUUUGAUAAUAAUAUUUGUUCAAUCAUAGAAGGAUUAUUAGUAAGAUAAGUGGAUAAUGAAAUAAUGAGAAAAAAAUUAAAGAUUAACGAGUUCCUUCAAUUUUUCUUCAUUUUGACUCAACAUUUUCUUCUAUUCCUUCAAUUAAUCUCUUGUUUGCUUAAGUUCUUACCACAAAUAUCACGUUUCUCCCAAUUAUUUUCUCACACUAGUCUCUUCCUUCAUCGAGUUUUUAGCAAUUAGUAAUUACAUAGUGGUGCCCACAUCUCCUGUGACUGUAAUAUGACCCAUCUCCCAACCUGAGGGUGGGGAUUAGCUUUGUUUGGCUCAGCACUGUGUCUGCAGAGGCGAGGGCUGCGCCUUGAGUUGGGAGGGACCCAACAAGCAUCUGUGCAUGAAGUGAGGUACUGAGCUCAAGAGACAGUUCAAAGAUGGGGUCCAUAUUGGUCAGGCUCCCAGACCGGAGCACAGAUUGGAGGGGUGGGCCAAUAAUGAUCAGCACACCUUCCCUGACACACCUGCCUGCCUCAGUAUCCCACAGCAUCCUACUCAUGUGUUGUGUUGCACCGACUUUUCGGUUUACCCAUAAGUUUCUCCCCCAGUCUAUGAGCUCCUUAACAGUAGAAGUUGUAUUCUCAGACAGUACAAGAAACAUGUUGACUGAUUAUAUAUAUAAUUAUUUUCCCUAUCUGUCCAGAAUCGUCAAUCUUUUUAGUGUAAUAAUAAAGCCGACAUAGGCAUGAUACAAUUAGCAGGGGUUUCAGGGACACAGGAAACCAAUUGCUGAGUGAAUGAUGCUGAAAUAUGAGGCACCCAAAGUGCCAGGGAAAGCCAGGUGGGAGAAGACUGGUCUUUUUGUCUGCGUUUUAUAUACGGAAUGGGGCUUGACCCUGACCUUGAAGGAUUUUUGAAUGAGGCAAAGAGGGAGGGGACCUUUAAGACAGAAAUUCAGCAUGUGACAAAGUUUGAAGUUAAGAGGCACACUGGGGGUGUGCGUAGGUGUAGGUGUUGGGAAUGGGGAAUGGGGAAGAUGGUGAAUGUAAAUAAAAUAACAUAAAAUACUUAAAACAAUGCCUGUCUCAUACAAAAUUAUUGGCAUCACCCUUAAUAUUGUUGUUGCUAUUAUUAAUUAAAACUUAUAGUUUAAAAGUUUA
Phyllostomus hastatus (greater spear-nosed bat) is the source of this 3415-nucleotide messenger RNA. It is a transcript of the gene C8A, whose product is annotated as complement C8 alpha chain. The record is from RefSeq and is a predicted model, not a curated record. Bases 105 to 1874 code for a protein of 589 amino acids. Gene Ontology annotation, molecular function: protein binding. Gene Ontology annotation, cellular component: membrane attack complex. Gene Ontology annotation, biological process: immune response. NCBI's taxonomy places the organism in Eukaryota, Metazoa, Chordata, Mammalia, Chiroptera, Phyllostomidae. The transcript has 11 exons.